AGUCAAAAGACAAUCUCUGUAUGAGAUAUUAGUUGUUCAGAGACCUUAUCACAUCAUAGAGGUAUACAUACAAGCUGCAUGAGAAAGUUUAAAUUGACUCCUUACAGUGAGCAAAUAGUGUUAAAAUGUCUGUUAAAGAGGAGAAGACGUUUGAUCUUGAUCUAUUGAUACAGCAGAUCGGACCGUUUGGAAAGUUUCAGCUCAUAAACUACCUUCUGAUAUGCAUUCCAAUUGCUUACACAGCCAUGUACACUCUCACCUUCGUCUUCACAGCUGGAGAUCUCGAAUAUCGAUGCCGAAUACCGGGAUGUGAUUUUGAUAAUUCCAGUCUUCAAGCAAAUUUCCUCAAUUUUACAAUCCCUAAAGACGGAGAUACGUUUUCCAUGUGUCAGAAAUUCCAUCAUGUUCCCAAUGCUACGAUAGAGGAUCAGUGUCAAGCAGAUCUCUUUGAUAGGAAUAAAUUUGAGGACUGUUCAGAAUUUGUGUAUCAAGAUGACGAGACCACGAUCCUUAGUGAAUGGGAUCUGGGAUGCAAUGAAGAGUGGAAACUGUCCCUGGUUGGAACUAUCAACAAUAUUGGACAGUUAGUAUGCCUACCACUGACUGGGUAUUUUUCAGAUCGAUUUGGGAGGCGAACAGCUUUUGUUGCAAGUUGUGUUUUUGCCGCAUUAUUUGGAGUUAUACGAUCUUUUUCAACUAGUUACCUAAUGUUCAUUAUCUUUGAGUUUCUGGAACCAGCAUUAGGUUCAGGAGUUUUCAAUGCUGGUUUUAUUCUUGGUAUGGAACUUGUGGGUCCUGAAAGAAGAGUUCUAGGUGCCUUCUUUAUAAAUUGCUCUUUUGCAUUGGGUGAAGCUCUACUAGGACUUUUGGCAAUGCUUACAAGAGAUUGGAGACUCCUGCUAAUUGUUAGCUAUGCUCCUACAUUUGUAUUCGUUACCUACCAUUGGCUAGUUCCCGAAAGUGCCAGAUGGCUCCUAAAUAUGAACCGCACCAGGGAUGCAGCUAAGAUCAUAGACUCAGCUGCGAAGAUGAAUAAGAGUCGCCUAACUUCAGAGGCCAGGAAUAUGCUAGACAAUGCUUUAAACGCCGAACCUAUGGUUGAAGAAAAGAAUGAUAAAAUCAGAGAAAAGGAGCCUAAAAAUGAAUACAACUUGUUAUCAGUAUUCAAAUCUAGAACCCUGCUUUUAAGGAUUCUCAACUGUUCGUUCUGUUGGACAUCUGUAUGUUUUGUCUACUACGGAUUGAGCAUGAACUCAGUAUUCGUUGCUGGAGACAAAUAUAUUAAUUUUAUUCUCAACUGCUUCAUUGAGAUUCCAGGGGCAGGUCUCUGUUGUUUCCUUAUGGAGAGGAUCGGAAGACGCAAAGUGCUUUGUCUUAGUUUGGUUCUCAGUGGAUCUAGCUGCAUAGCCUACAUUUUCAUGUCAGAUGCUCCUGAAGGGGCUCAACUAGCAGUAUUUCUCAUUAGCAAAUCAGCUGCAACAAUGUCUUAUAUUACAAUCUACGUAUAUACAACUGAACUAUUUCCAACAGAACUAAGGCAUACGCUUCUGUCGGCUUGUGUAAUUUUCGGACGAAUAGGAUCCAUAGUUGCACCAUUCACAGUACUACUGGGAAAGUACUUUGAAUCUCUGGAAAUGAUCUUAUUUGCCGCUGUAUCCAUUCCUGCAGGUGCCUUGAUACUCUUGGCUCCUGAAACACUCAAGACAACUCUUCCAGACACUGUCCAAGAGGCUGAAGAUAUUGGAAAACCGUAGCAGAUUUCUUUCUUUUUCACUAAGCAAUAAGACUGUUGAAAUAUUUUUCUCAAGCCUUGUUUUAAGAAAUACACAAUUACACAUUUUCAGAAA
Phlebotomus papatasi is the source of this 1847-nucleotide messenger RNA. Its product is annotated as organic cation transporter protein-like. Gene Ontology annotation, molecular function: transmembrane transporter activity. Bases 126 to 1754 code for a protein of 542 amino acids. Gene Ontology annotation, biological process: transmembrane transport. NCBI's taxonomy places the organism in Eukaryota, Metazoa, Arthropoda, Insecta, Diptera, Psychodidae. The transcript is spliced from 3 exons. Gene Ontology annotation, cellular component: membrane. The record is from RefSeq and is a predicted model, not a curated record.